AUCGACUCUUUGCUCAAGGAGCUUGUUUGAACGAAGCUCUGUGGUAAAUCGCGGUCACUGUAUUGUACUAAAAUACUCUUAAAACCACAGUUAGCAUUUCGUCCAUGCAGUCUUGUACCGAAGUAGAGCUCUCUAAUGGACUGAAAAUCCCAAUUCUUGGUUUAGGAACGUCGCACGUUGGUGGCUACUCCCAUGACGCGGUCGUCUACGCUCUCCGCGACUGCGGAGUCAGGCACAUAGACACGGCUAAACGGUAUGGCUGCGAGGAAGCCUUGGCUAAGGCGAUCACAGAAAGCCUGGUGCCGCGAGAGGACUUGUGGAUCACCACCAAACUCUGGCCGGGGGAUUAUGGCUACCAGAGUGCCAAGCAAGCCUGUCGGGCCUCCUGUGCCCGGCUGGGCGUCGACUAUUUAGAUCUGUAUCUAAUGCACUGGCCCGACUGCCAAGUUCCAGGCCGCUCUAACAGGGAGGUCCGGAUGGAGACGUGGAGGGCUCUGGAGGAGCUGUACGACGAAGGAUUGUGCCGGGCCAUUGGAGUGAGCAACUUCCUCAUCCCACACCUAGAGGAGCUGAAAGAAGAUGGCAGCCUGACGCCUCACGUCAACCAGGUGGAGUUCCACCCGUUCCAGCAGCCGUGGGAGCUGGUGGAGUUUUGCCGCAGACAGGGAACAGUGUUCGAAGGUUACUGCCCGCUCGCUAAAGGCCAGGCGCUCACCCAUCCGCUCAUCCUGCAGCUGGCACAGAAGUACGACCGCACCGCCUCACAGAUCUGCAUCCGCUGGAGCGUUCAGAAUGGAGUCGUUACAAUUCCGAAGUCGACGAAGCCCGAGCGGAUUUCUGAGAACUGCCAGGUAUUUGGGUUCCGACUGGAGGACAAGGACAUGGCAGCCUUGCGCACGUUGCAUGAUGGGAGGCACAUGAGCUGGGACCCCACCCAUGUGGAGUGAGCACUCUGGUUUUCGGGUUCAGCCUGGCAGAGGAGGACAUGAAGAGUAUCAGACGAUUACAUGCAGAUAAAAAGCUCGUUCAUCUGAGUUACCCACUUUGGAAAGGAUGACCAGGACUGGCGGUGCCAGCUUAGUGGUUCAGUGAUUCUGCAACUCUGAGUGACUGGAGGGGUUAUGAGAUCAAAUCUUAGACUGAAAUCUGCCACGAGUGACUUCACAAUUACAAAUAAAUAAAUGUUUUAAGCUA
Molecule: messenger RNA, 1194 nt
Organism: Trichomycterus rosablanca
Lineage: Eukaryota; Metazoa; Chordata; Actinopteri; Siluriformes; Trichomycteridae
Exons: 8
Coding region: 105-947 (280 amino acids)
Molecular function (GO): oxidoreductase activity
Source: RefSeq, a predicted model, not a curated record